Ruditapes philippinarum (Manila clam) is the source of this 1673-nucleotide messenger RNA. Its product is annotated as E3 ubiquitin-protein ligase TRIM33-like. Gene Ontology annotation, cellular component: chromatin; nucleoplasm. The transcript is spliced from 2 exons. Gene Ontology annotation, molecular function: ubiquitin-protein transferase activity. The record is from RefSeq and is a predicted model, not a curated record. The coding region runs from base 303 to 1346 and encodes 347 amino acids. Gene Ontology annotation, biological process: positive regulation of DNA-templated transcription. NCBI's taxonomy places the organism in Eukaryota, Metazoa, Mollusca, Bivalvia, Venerida, Veneridae.
CGAGGGAUGAUGAAUUUUACAUACAUUUAGAUACAUGUAUAUAAAAACAAUAUAUGUCCAUUAAAGACAGCAUGCUUCAUUUUCCCACGGGCACCAUUAAUGAUAGUGUGAAACUGUAAGUGAAAAUUAUUACAGCUUAAAAAAGAUGAAACAAUUGUCUUCAAAGGUUUUUCAAACAUUGACCUUUGCAUAACACUGAAUCAACAUUUAAAUAUUGAGAUGUUGAGAAAAAUGGCAUAUUUGUGCUGAAAUGAAUUUCUGGAUUAUUUACAUCCUUGAGAAAACUUAAAACCACACGAGAAAUGGACAGACCUGCAAAACUUCACCAAGACAGCGGUGCAUAUUGUGAAAUCUGCUUGGAAUUUAAUGGUGAACGGACACACGUGUAUGGAUUUUGUACAGACUGUAAGGAAUAUUUAUGUAAAAGUUGCUGUGAAUAUCACUGUAGACCUAAACCUUCUAGAGAUCAUCAGCUAGUCUACAAAACCGAUAUGCCGGAUCCAGACCAUGCUGUGAAGACACUCUCGCUGUCCGGCUACCAGUGCCCAAAAAUGUGUGAAACCCACCCGGACAUGCCGGUCUUGUUAUACUGCGAUGCUCACAUGAAGCAAAUCUGUACCCUAUGUGCUUCGAUAAUGCACGUGUCAUGUAAUACACGUGCAAUAAACAGUACAGAGACGAGGUUUCUUAGUAAUCUUAAAGUGGAACGAACUUUCUCGGAGAUUGACCAAAUCCUGACAACUUGUAAAACAAAUACAGAAACUGCUGAAAACCUUUCAUUAAAGAACGAAAGGCAAAUGUUUGACACAAUUGAAGGUGUAACGAAACUGACCGAAAUGUUACAAGAGGAAUUAGGAAGUGCUAUGAACAGGGUCAUUCUCAAAAUAAAAGACUGUCAUAGGGAAAAUAAAGAACUGAUCAAUGCUAACAAAGAGGCAAACGAGAAGGCAGCAAAAAAAGCAUCAGAUCUUAAAAAACAUCUUCAGUCAUUCGUGGAAGAGAAACGUUACAGUCACCUGUAUCGGGGUAUUCAAAAUUCUGAUGACAUUUUAAAGAAAAUAAAAGCUAUGAUAAAAAGUGCAGAAACUGAAAGUAAAUAUAAGGAAAUUAUAUGCCAUGUUGAUAAACGAUUAUAUGAACUGAUAGAAAAUCCUGAACUUUUUGUACUAGUUACAGGACAGAAUAACGCGAACAUGUAUCAGCUGUAUACUGAUCUCCUUGUGCCUUCAGAAUAUGUAGAAGGUAGAAUUCCAGAUAAAGUAACUCAAGGUGACUCAACAAAGAGGAAUAACACUGGUGCCUAUGACUAUGUUUACACAUAUAUGCUUUCCAAGCGUAAAUCAUGAUUUACUAGGAAUAAAGGUUUAAACAAUUAACAAUAUUUACAAAUUAGAAAAUAAAUAGGAUUUAAUAACAAAAUGUGUAUGACUAUGUAAACAUAGGUGUAUGUGGUACAUACAUUCACUACAUGCAAACUUUAAUGAGAAAAUGUUUAUACUAAAAACAUGUGGAUUUCACUAGGUUUACAAACUUAAAAUGAAGAAAACAAAUAAAUAUUAUUAUUUGAUUAUGUUUAAAAACAUGUAUGUGGUACUUGCAUUCUAUUUGCAAAACUUGGGAAAAUAUAUCAAUAUAUGUCAAUUAUCAGUGAAAAAUAUAUAUACAUUGUAUAC